Phyllostomus hastatus (greater spear-nosed bat) is the source of this 2328-nucleotide messenger RNA. It is a transcript of the gene SLC28A2, whose product is annotated as solute carrier family 28 member 2. The record is from RefSeq and is a predicted model, not a curated record. Gene Ontology annotation, biological process: retina homeostasis; nucleoside transmembrane transport. Gene Ontology annotation, cellular component: membrane. Bases 126 to 2099 code for a protein of 657 amino acids. Gene Ontology annotation, molecular function: nucleoside:sodium symporter activity; purine nucleoside transmembrane transporter activity. NCBI's taxonomy places the organism in Eukaryota, Metazoa, Chordata, Mammalia, Chiroptera, Phyllostomidae. The transcript has 18 exons.
CUGUGCUUACAGGAAGAAGGAUUAAAUCCUGAGGGAACCAGGAUCUUUUGGGGCUGAAUUUUUCUUUCCAUCCUUUAUUGAGGAGACAGAAGGAACCCUUCAAGCUGGUUUGAGGAGAACAGGAGAUGGAGGAAACAAAAGGAAGACAGGCCACUGCUCUGUCCACCAUGGGGACUGGCAUAGAGAACCCAGGGCUGGAGCUCACGGAAGAAGGAUUAAGUCCUGAGGAAACCAGCAGGGCUGAAGAACAAGGACAAAACCUUGGAGAUGUGCUCGGCCUUUCCACACACCAGAGGAGGAGCCUACAACCUUUCACCAGGGUGAAACGUUUCUGCAAAACACAUGCCAGCUUGCUCAAGAAGAUUCUGCUGUACCUGUUGUGUGUAGCUUAUGCAGCCUACUUCCUGGCAGCCUGCAUCUUGGAUUUCCAGAGGGCACUGGCCUUAUUUGUCCUCACCUGUUUGGUGCUCUUGGUCCUGGCUCACCGCUUUCUGAAACCGUUCUUUGCUAAAAUAUUAACAAAAUGUUUGAAGCCAUUUGAAAACUCCUGUCUGAAGCGUUGGAUAAAAUGGGUGUUCGCCGGAGUCUGCCUGGUUGGCCUUAUCCUGUGGCUGGCCCUAGACACAGCCCAAAGGCCGGAGCAGCUGACCUCCUUGGCGGGAAUCUUCCUGAUCAUCCUCAUCCUCUUUGCUUGCUCCAAACACCACGGUGCAGUGUCCUGGAGGGCAGUGCUUUGGGGCCUGGGUCUUCAGUUUGUCUUAGGGAUCUUGGUCAUCAGAACUGAUCCUGGAUUUAUUGCAUUUCAAUGGCUGGGAAACCAGAUUCAGAUCUUCCUGAACUACACUGUGGCUGGCUCCAGUUUUGUCUUUGGGGAUAUGCUGGUCAAGGAUGUCUUUGCUUUUCAGGCCUUACCGAUCAUCAUUUUCUUUGGAUGUGUGAUGUCCAUUCUCUACUACCUGGGCCUUGUGCAGUGGGUAGUUCAGAAGAUCGCCUGGUUUUUGCAAAUCACCAUGGGCACCACUGCCACAGAGACACUGGCUGUGGCAGGAAACAUCUUUGUGGGUAUGACAGAGGCACCUCUGCUCAUCCGCCCGUAUCUUGCAGACAUGACACUUUCCGAAGUCCAUGCAGUGAUGACUGGCGGGUUUGCCACCAUCUCAGGCACUGUGUUGGGAGCCUUCAUAUCCUUUGGGAUUGAAGCAUCAUCCUUGAUUUCUGCAUCUGUGAUGGCUGCCCCUUCUGCUCUUGCCUUGUCAAAGUUGGUAUAUCCAGAAGUGGAAGAAUCCAAGUUUAAGAAUAAGGAGGGUAUAAAAUUAUCCCGUGGCAAAGAGAAGAAUAUCCUAGAGGCCGCCAGCAGUGGAGCCACAGAUGCCAUAAGCCUUGCUGCUAAUGUAGCAGCCAACCUGAUUGCCUUUUUGGCAGUGUUGGCCUUCAUCAAUGCAGCCCUCUCCUGGCUAGGGGAAUUGGUAGACAUACAAGGGCUCACUUUCCAGGUGAUUUGCUCCUACAUCCUAAGGCCCAUGGUUUUCAUGAUGGGUGUAGAGUGGGCAGAUUGUCCAAUGGUGGCUGAGAUGGUGGGGAUCAAGUUCUUCACAAAUGAGUUUGUGGCCUACCAGCAACUAUCUCAGUACAAGAACAAACGUCUCUCCGGAAUGGAAGAGUGGAUUGGAGGCAAGAAACAGUGGAUUUCUGUGAGAGCUGAAAUCAUUACAACAUUUUCACUGUGUGGAUUUGCCAAUCUUAGUUCCAUAGGAAUCACACUGGGAGGCUUGACAUCAAUGGUACCCCACCGGAAGAGUGACUUAUCCAAGGUUGUGGUCAGUGCCCUCUUCACAGGAGCCUGUGUAUCCCUUAUCAGUGCCUGUGUGGCAGGAAUCCUCUAUGUUCCCAGAGGAGCUGAAACUGACUGUGUCUCCUUCCUAAACACAAGUUUCACCAAUCGAACCUACGAGACCUAUGUGUGCUGCAGACAGCUCUUUCAGAGCACUUCUCUGAAUGGCACCAAUGCUUCUUUUUCUGGUCCAUGGGACAAUAAAGAAUUCAGUGCCAUAGCCCUUGCUAACUGCUGUGAUUUCUACAUCAAUGCUGUAUGUGCCUAAGGCCAGCUCAUUUUUGUAAGUCUUGAUCUUGACAGAUUUUUGAUGGUAAAGGUAUUUAUGUAUUCAAGAAUUUCUACUCUACAACUAACUCACCAUGAUCUUUAACAGUAAAUGUAAAAAUUUCAUUUUGGUUCAUUGUAUGCCAAUGAUGAAAGUCAGCAUUUGUCCUUCCAUUAUUUGGCUAAGCAAAAUAAAUUCUUUAUGGGUUCUGUUUGAGUUUAUAUGUGAA